This is a messenger RNA of Lytechinus pictus (painted urchin), 8609 nucleotides long. Its product is annotated as proteoglycan 4-like. The record is from RefSeq and is a predicted model, not a curated record. Gene Ontology annotation, cellular component: nucleus; chromosome. The transcript has 10 exons. Bases 526 to 6090 code for a protein of 1854 amino acids. NCBI's taxonomy places the organism in Eukaryota, Metazoa, Echinodermata, Echinoidea, Temnopleuroida, Toxopneustidae. Gene Ontology annotation, biological process: regulation of mitotic nuclear division; regulation of chromosome segregation. Gene Ontology annotation, molecular function: protein binding.
GACAGAUGUGGCUUUGAACUAAAUCAUGAGGCUGGUACCGUAUAUGGUUUUGCCUCCACACGAAGAGAAUGCCCCCCAGCUCCCGUCCCCGGUCCAGCUGUUGAGGGAUCCAUUACGCAAUACUGUGUGAGAAUUUAGGACAAUGGACCAAUCGAAAAGCGUCGCGCUGAAAUUCAAACGUGCAUUAAGCAAAACGUGCAAGUACUUACGAUAUUACUCCGCUAGUAAAGCUAGAUUUAAUAAAGUUAUAUUCUACAUUUAAAAUCGAUUUUAAUGUGAAAGUGAUGCACGUUGUUACAUAUAGGUUGCAAUUACUAACUAAUUUUGACAAAUUUAUUCACGAUUGCUAAAUUUGGCCUCGAUUCCCACGGGAUUUACUUUGUUUUUAUGUAGUAAUAUGUAAACACCGGCGGUGAAUAAUGCGUAUUUUCAGUUUAGUAAUUUCACGUCCGUAUAGCGUCCCCCGACAGACUGAAAGGUUAGGAUUUUCUUUCAGUCACGCUCCACAUGAAGUAAUAGGUCAAAAUGACGCUGCACGGAAAAAUUGUAGUGAUCAAGAGAAACGGUGCUGAUGGUGCCCAUUUCCCCUUAACGGCAGAGCAGUGUUUGUUUGGAAGAACUAAUGAGUGUGAUAUCCGCAUUCAGUUGCCCAAUGUUUCCCGCGAGCAUUGUAGGAUUGAUGUACAAAAAAAUGGAGAGAUACACAUAGUCAAUUUAAGCCAGGUGAAUCCCACUCUCUUGAAUAGCAAGGCUGUCCCGGAGAGAGAACCCGUACAGCACAAGGAUGUCUUUACCAUCGUUGAUAGGUCUUUCAGGUUCGAAUACCCUCCAGGCUCUUCCCGAAGGACUUCCAUCAAACCAGAGGUCCAGAGCCCAGUAAUAUCAUCCACCACAGCUAAGACGCCCAGUGCUGGUGGUGACACACCAAAAUCUGCAAAGAAGGCGCCAGAGAAAGCUGCAACACCCGCCCAGAAGAAGGCUGCUACUCCUGCUAAAGCCACCCCCAAAGCACCUGCCACACCCAAGGCAGCCACCCCCAAGACACCCAAGUCUGCCAAGAAGGAAUCUCCAAAAGAUUCCGCCCCAACACCCAAGGCAAAGUCACCCGCCGCUCCUAAAACACCCAAGUCUGCUAAGAAAGAAGCUACAGCUGCUGCACCAACGCCCAAGGCCAAGUCACCUGCCGCUCCGAAGACACCCAAGUCUGCCAAGAAGGAGUCUCCCAAGGCUGUUACUCCUAAGCCCAGCUCACCUGCCACACCUAAAACUCCAAAGUCUGUGAAGAGAGAAGCCCCCAAGCCUGCAACGCCUGAAGAACCUGCCGCUCCAAAGACUCCCAAGUCGGCUAAGAAGGAAUCACCAAAGGCAUCGACUACUCCAAAGAGCAAGACGCCAGUGAAGAAGACUCCAGUGAAGGCCUCUCCCAAAUCACAAACACCGAAGGCUUCUCCAGGCUCUGCUAAGAAGGCUUCUCCAGGCUCUGCUAAGAAGGCCUCUCCGGCUUCUGCUAAGAAGGCCUCUCCUGCUUCUGCAAAGAAGGCUAGUCCUAAGACACCAGCUCCGGCAACUAAGAGACGCAGUGGAUCACUCAGCAAGAGUGGCGGAAAGAUGACACCGUUCGGUAGUCCACGUGUACCCAAGACCACCCCUCUGAAGAACUCCAUCAGUCAGCUUAGACGUCGAUCUGCACCCGUCAAGGAAGAGGAAGAAGGUGUGUCCCCGGCGAAGAAGGCCACGCCCAAGAAGUCUCCCAAGGCUCCAACUCCUAAAUCUGCAGGCAAAUCUGCCAAGAAAACACCAGCAUCAGAGUCCGGUAAAAAACGCAAGAGCAGCAAUAGCGAUGCAGCACCCAGUGCCAAGAGGAAGCGUGUCUCAUUUGGUCCUUCCCUGAGCCCAGAGCAGUUUGAUAAGUACCUUCCUCCACUAACUCCAAUAAAACGAGGACAGUCUCCUGCUAGGAGGUCUCUAGGUAGUGCAUCUAUCACUCCUAAGGGAAGAUCCUAUAAGAAACGUGCUUCUAUAGCUGCGAUCGUCACCCAUCCAGCCAUUGAAGAAGAACCAACUCCUAAGAAGUCUCCUGCCACAAAGCCAAAAGCUUCACCUAAGGCAGCUACUCCCAAGGUUUCACCUAAGGCAGCUACUCCCAAGGCUUCACCCAAGGCAGCUACUCCCAAGGCUUCACCCAAGGCUGUUACUCCCAAAGCCUCACCUAAAGCAGCAACUCCAAAGGCCUCUCCCAAGGCAGCUACACCAAAGGCAGUAACACCCAAGGCUUCAUCUAAAGCAGCCACCCCUGAGACAACACCCAAGAUGGCAACACCAAAGGCUUCGCCCAAAGCAGCCACUCCUAAGACUACACCAAAGGCAGCUACACCUAAAGCAGCAACUCCAAAGGCAGCGACCCCUAAGGUAUCUCCUAAAGCCACUACCCCCAAGGGAAGGCUCUCUCCUAAACGUUCACCAAAGCGACCAGCAUCAUUGUCAGAUGAGAGUUUCACUGGCCUUCCGGAGCUCUUCAAGACACCGUCCCCUCAGAAAGUGAGUCGCGUCAGCCAGGGGAAAGUCUCCAAGGUUACCCCGCAAUCUGCCUCGGUGGUGAGGAAGAUUGCUACACCUAUGAAGGAGGAGAUCAAGAAAGCAGCUGAGUCCAAGAGACGAAGCCUGCCCAAGGCCAUUCCACAACACAUGAAGGCUGAGAUUGUUGCCGAAGCAGCCUUGAGACAGAAAAGACGACCAUCACCUAAGAAGGCUUUGAGCACCCCGUUGAGAACUGCCAUCAAGAAGGGUGUGCAGCUGAAGAAAUCAUCUCCAAAGCCCACAACGCCUGCUAAGACACCAACCCCAAAGAAAGGAGCGAGUCCAAAGCCUGUUACUCCUGCAUCAGCCAAAAAGGCAUCUGAGGAGAAGACACCGGUGAAGGCUGCUACACCUAAAGCGGCUACUCCAAAGGCUGCUACUCCUAAAGCUGUGACUCCAAAGGCUGCAACACCUAAGGCUGCUACACCUAAGGCUGUUACACCAAAGGCAGCUACACCUAAGGCUGCUACACCUAAGGCUGUUACACCUAAGGCGGCUACACCUAAGGUGACUACACCCAAGGCUGCUACACCUAAGGUGGCCACACCAAAAGCUGCUACACCCAAGGCUGCUACACCUAAGGUGGCUACACCCAAAGCUGCUACACCUAAGGCUGCCACACCUAAAGCAGCUACUCCUAAGGCAGCUACUCCUAAGGCCAAAACUCCUGCAAAGAAGACACCUGCUAAGACUGCCACCCCCAAGAAGACCCCAGCAAAGAAAGUGGCCAAGAAGACUCCAGCCAAAUCUGCUUCUAAGAAGACACCAGCAAGAUCGGCCGUAAAGAAGACCCCAGCCCGCUCUGCCUUGAAGAAGACGCCUGCCAGGAGUGCCAUCAAAAAGACUCCUGCCAGGCCCAAGUCUGCCCGUAAGCCAGCAGGGAAACCUACCUGGGCUGACAUUGCCAAGAGGGGCGCUGCUGUCAAGUCUUCCAAGCCGAGCUGGACUGUCAAGUGGGCUGGCAAGGCUAAGGCCAAGGCUAUCACCAAGAAGGUGCAGAAGGUGCGAAAGCUAAAGGCCAAGACACCAAAGAAGGUUGCUAGGCUUGGAGUUGGUAGCACUGGUCAUGUUGAUUCUCCUGCCACCAUUGUAUUAAAGAAGACUUUGAAGGCAAAGACUCCAGUGAAGACAAAGAAGGGACGAAAGACGCCAUACAAGAAACCUCCAACAAAGAAGACUGAUUCUGUUGCAGACCUUAGCUUUUCAGGAGUACAGGAGCUUUUCCAAACCCCACCACCAACUAAACAAAGCAAAUCAACCCCAGUCAACACCCCUGACCUCAAGACUCCGGAAGGACCAGGAGAGAUGUUUGUAUCACCUCUUACCACUUCUCCAAAGAAAUCUGCAACCAAGAGAACGUCCGCAGGAAAGGUCACCAAGCCCGGUAGAAAGUCGGAGGGUUUGACUGGUGUAGCACGCCUGAUAAAAACUCCCAAGCAAAAGGGCAGGCAAUCAGUCGAUGUUGGAGUUCUGUCUGCAUUGUUCAAGUCACCAAAACAGAAAGCUGAAGCUAAGACACCUGAAGUAAUGGGAUUGACAAGGCUCUUCAAUGAGAAGGAGAAGACCUCUAAAUCUCCCAAAACACCCAGAAUGGCUGGUCUAUCUAAGAUGAUGAAAACACCAAAGUCCCAACCAUCACCUAAGUUCACAGGUAUCAAAGAGAUGAUGAAAACUCCUAAGCAGGAUGACCCAUACACAGAUUUUGAAGGUGUUCCAGAUCUCUUUUCAUCUCCAGCUGCCAUGAAAUUAGAGAAGACACCAGUUAAACCGUCUAUGAAGAGGAAGAGGACUGAGACACCAGCUGCCAAGCCAGCCAAGAGGCAGAGGGUUCAGAAGACACCUGCCAAGACACCAGCUAAGGCUGCAAAGACUCCAGCAAAAUCCUCAGCAGUUACACCGAAGACCACUCCUGCUAAAUCUCCUGCUGCAGCUAAGGAGACCCCAGCAAAAUCACCUGCUGCUGUAAAGAAGACACCUGCUAAAUCCCCUGCUGCCACAAAGAAGACCCCAGCAAAAUCGCCUGCUGCUGUAAAGAAGACACCUGCAAAGGCUCCUGCCACCCCCAAGGUAACCCCUGCUAAGUCUCCUGCUGCAGCAAGUGAGACUAAAACCAAAUCACCUGCCGUUGUAGCCAAGAAGACUCCUGUGAAGGAGGUGAAACCGAAGAGGUCUGCAAAGAGUACUAAGGCAGCUACUCCAGCCAAAUCUCCAGCAAAGCAAUCAAGGAGAGGCAGAUUUACAAAGGCCUCUUCUCCAGCUAAACCUGAGCCAGCUGCAGUUGAAACUAGUCCUGAAAAAACCCCAGUCAAGAAAACAACCAGGGGAAAGAAGAAGGUCGUAGCAUCACCUGUCAAGUCACCAGUGCAAAAGACAACAAGAAGGGGAAAGGCCAAGACCACUUCAGAACCUCAACCAGAAACUGUUGAGCCCAGUCCUGUAAAGGCACCAGUUAAGAAGUCCACACGGGGAAAGAAGGCCGCACCAGCAUCCCCCAUCAAAUCUCCGGUAAAGAAAACAACAAGAGGUAGGAAAGCAGUUUCUCCUGCGAAACCUGUAGUUGAAUCCCCCAAACCUACCCCGGAAAAGGCACCUGCUAAGAAGGGAAGGAGAGGAGCUAAAGCUGUCACUGUUGAAACCAGCCCAGUAAAAACUCCAGCAAAGAGGACGACUCGAGGUCGAAAGGCAGUUACACCCAAGAUAUCACCAGUAAAGAAGGUGGCUACACCCAAGAAAUCACCAGUAAAGAAGGCAACCAGGGGUGGAAAGGCAGUGGCCAAGUCUGUUGAAGUUGCCUCAGAGGCAUCAGUACCUACACCUGUAAAGACCCCAGCCAAGAGAACUACUAGAGGAAGGAAGGCUGCAUCACCAGCAAAAUCACCUGUCAAGAAGCCUGCUAAAGUAGGAAAGAAGGCAGCGAAAACUGUUGAACCAGAACCAGUCAAAGCCACUCCUGUGAAAACACCAGCAAAGAGGGCAACCAGAGGAAGGAAGGGAGUAUCCCCUGUCAAAUCGGUAAAGAAGGAAGCACCUGCUGCAGCUCCCAAACGGGGGGCUAAGAGGGCUGCCCCAGACCCAGAACCAGUAGCAUCUCCAGCUCCCAAGAGGAGCAAAGCAGGACGUUUGAAAGCAGCCCCUAAGGAUUCGCCUAAACCUGCUACCCCUAAGCCAUCACCAAAGGUAACACGGAGGGGAAAGGUAGCAACCAAAGCUGCAACACCUAAGGUUACCAAGAAAGCAGCCAAAGAACCUAAAGUGACUACCCCGAAGCCAUCCCCAAAAGUAACACGGAGAGGCAAGGUAGCUGCCAAAGCAGCAACACCCAAGGUGACCAAGAAAGCAACCAAGGCUGCAGCACCCACUCCAAAGGCCACACGAGGAAAGAAGAAUGUGGUAAAGACUCCAGAGCCCGUAAAGCCAUCGCCAAAGGUGACAAGAGGAAGGGGAAAGGCCCCAGCAAAGGCAGCGAAAGCAUCACCAGCUCCAACUCGAUCCACCCGUUCAAGAAGAAAGUGAAAUAUAUAAUAGAGACUACCACAGUACCAUUUUUCUUCUAUUCUCAUCUGUAAAUAUCUUGUAUAAUAUGUAGAAUUUUAUCUGGAAACCAAUGUUGGCAAAGGAUUGGUGAAAUGCGAGCAAGUUCAUGGUAACAAUUUAGACAAAUGAAAAUAUUCUUGAAUUUUUGAUAACUUUCUGUGAAAGUGUACAUAUGUGAAUGGUUUUUAAUUUUUUUUUACACUGCUCAGCCUCAUGUAAUAAAAUUCAACCCAUGUACAUUGAAUUAUUCACAUUGCAAAACAAGACGUUUGUAACAAUGUUCUUUAUUCAGGAUGGCAGUCAACAAAAUGGUCUUCAUGCCCCAACAAUAACAAGUGGGCUUUGUGCGAUAUCUACCUCAUGAGAGUUAUAAUAUGCACGACAUUCACCAUGCAUUUUAACAAAAUUAUAUAAUGUAAAUAAAACUGCUUUUAUAGAAUAGUUUGCUGGGAUGAGUAACUAAUAUUUUGAUACAUGUACAGAUGUGUUUUUAAUGAACCAUAACAGUGAAUCAACUUGCCGAAAUUUAUGAUUAUUAUGGAUGAAGCCUGGCUGACUGUCGGUCUAUUUCAUAAGACUGAUAUAUUUUAUCUACUUUACAAUUAAGAAUGUGGACUAGGGUGUUAAUGAAUUUGAUGAAAUAUUGGCAUCAAUUUUCGUGUAGUUUCAAUUUCAAUUCAAUUUAAUUAUUUAGCUCUCGUUAAAAUAAAAUACAAGCAACUAUGAUUUACACAGAAAAUAUAAACACAGUGGAUUUGAUCCUUAAAAAGUGACUCCCAUUCAUGGCACAUUCCCAUUUCAGAAUUUAUCAGAAUUUGAGAUUUAAUUUUGAAAAGCACACAUAUUGGAAAUCAUGAUUACCCUCAGAAAGAUAUAUGCUUAAUUUAUGAUUUCAUUGAAUUCAUUAUUGUGCAUUUAUUACAGACUAGCUCGGAUAUUGAAUUUUAAGGUAUUUGACGGCGUCUUUUUCUAUUUCUGAAGGCAAAUAAUUAAUCUUUGUACAUAUAUGCAAUGGCUGUUCUAAGUGAUGUAUAUAGUCUUCUUUGUAUUCCAUGAUUGUGCCUAGUCUUUAUGAUAAUUGGGUGCUGGCAAUAUGUGACAUGUACAUAGAUGAAAGAAGACAUUAACACCCCAUGAACAUUCCAGGCCGUCUUAAAAUUUUCAGGCACUUUUUCUCUUUGAAAAAAAACUUUGAAGAAAAACCUGCCAACUAUUUUGUUCUGAAGAAAAACAAGGAUCGGUAAUGUGUUCUUAUUAAGAAAAAUCAAGUUAGUUAAUGAAUUGAAAUGUUUAGGAUUUUAACACAAAUAAAUAAUGCUCUUGGCAUUUGUUUCUGAUGUUAGACAUUUCAGGAUUUAGAUAGAGCUCAAGUUUUUUGGAAUAUCUCAGAAUGAAGUGUGUCGGAUAUAUUUUACUGAAGUAGAAAAUCACUGUGAGUACAAUUUUGUACAUUAUUGAAUUGCCUGAACAAUAUGCAUUCUUGUAUGUUAUACACGUCCCCAUACACUAGUUUGCUUUGCUUUCUUGUAGUUUUCCAUAAUGCCUUGAAUGUUGUGGCAUUAAGACAGAUGUUUUGCUCUUAAAAAGUAUUGUGAACAUGUAGAGUUUCGGGUUUGUGCGCUUUUGCAUUGUACCGAUAUUGAAGGGGAAAAUACAUAUGUAUGUACAGAUUGUAGAUUGUUGUAUAAAAAUGAUUCAGUCUGCGUGAUGGGGGCGCAGUAAAUGUGUUGUAGUGAUGUGUACAUGGAUUUUAUAGUUUGUAUAUAUGCUUUCAUGUUAAUGAGUCUGAACUCUUUAACAUGUGUGCAUUUUGUACUGAAAUUCUGUAUCUAGCUCAUUUUGUGUGAUGGAGAAAUUUAGGACCAAAUUUUAGAUGCUUAAACUAGGCAAGAUUAUUCACUUGGGGACCAAAUUUUAGAUGUUAAUAUUCAUAAUGGGAUGUUCUUAUCAAGUUUUGUGUGAAAGUCAAUACCCUUUUUUAAGAUGUUGCAUUUUAAAGUGUUUAUUUAAUAAGGUUUUUGUUUGCAUAUAUCUUCUAUUUAUCUUACUUUUUUGUAAUUUAUUGUAUACACAUUUUAGGGGGAAAAUCAAUUAGCACCCUUCAUUAAAUGCAACAAUGGGAGUUCAUUAUUUGGUGCAACUUUGCAUCCAAAGAAGUCUUUGCAUCUUUUAGGGUGCAAACUUGCUUCUCCAGGUGCAAAGAGGGACCCUUUUUUCUACGUGUAUACAAGGAUAACUGUCAGCAAGAACCACAUUACAUGUCUGUUGACUGUGCACCACAUCAAUGCAAAAAAGGAGUACAGUUCAAUACCUCCAAACCCCUGUAAAUAAACAAAAAUACAUCAUGAUGAUUUUGUCUGAUGGUUUUACAGUGUUAUUGUGAAAUUGUAAAUACUGUAUUUUAUGUUCCUUUUGCUUUUCUUUUUUCUUUCAUCGUUCAAUGUGUGUGUGUAUGUUUUCUUUUUUGUUGACGUAGUAAAUUUCACUGUAAACCUCCA